This is a messenger RNA of Ilex paraguariensis (yerba mate), 666 nucleotides long. Lineage: Eukaryota; Viridiplantae; Streptophyta; Magnoliopsida; Aquifoliales; Aquifoliaceae. The record is from the annotation of a GenBank genome assembly.
AUGGCCUCCACCUUCUCUUUACUGGUUUCUCUUUUUCUGGCGUUUGUGUUCAUCAGUCCCUCUGUUGCGAGGCAUCACGAUCAUCAUUAUCAUCACCAUCACCAUCGUCACCACAAAGGAUCAAAAAGUGCUGAUUUGAGGAGUAUAUGUGAUGGCACGAUAGAUCCUCAUUACUGUUGGGAUGAUUUGAGUCCCCAUUAUGGUUCUGGAACCAUUGAUGAUUGUUACCCUCUUGCCGAUAAUUCAAUUGACUCGGCAGAAGAGAUCGGUAAACAGAUUCAACAGUUGCUCAGAGACCUAUCACAAAGCACAGAAGAUCAUCAACUGAGAAAACUCUACAAGAAAUGUUCCGGAAGAUAUAAGAAAGCUGUACGUGAUCUAGAACACGCCAAGAAGUACUUGUACUCUGGUCACUAUGAGCACGUAGCCGACGAAGCAGGUCGUGCCUUGGAGGAAGCUGGGGAGUGCAAAGAACGCUAUCCAGAAUAUUCAUAUGGUCAAGGACGCUUUCCAUUCUCUAGUCGUAAUGGUCGCUUUCCAUUUUGGAACAAUGGUGGCUUUCCAGGAUAUCUAAUAGACUCAUCCAGACUCUCCCAACUGAUUCAGGAAUUCGAGCUCCGCUGUAGCAUUUUGAGCAAUGGAGGCCUUAUGGACUCCUUCUAUUAG